AUGGGGCAGGCGAGGGAACACAUCGAGCGGGCUGUGUCCAUUGUCACGCUAGAGAUUACCCCCUGCGGGCUCAAAGACGAGUCUGACCGCGACGACCUUAUCGCCCAAUGGUACACCCACCGCACCGGUGGGGGCAUCAUCGAGACUCCUGUGCUAGAUAAUGAGGCUCGAGAAGGGGAGGACGAUGAAAAUAAUGUCAUCGUCGCAGGCGAGGACUAUGUUUCUGACGAGGACUCGGACCCUGGUUACGGUAAUACCCACCUUAGGGAGGAUGGUGACGGCGAUGAUUCCGACUCGUCUGCUAUAAUUCAAGCUUGGUUUAUGAGACGUAUACUUCAAGGUCACCAUGUUCUUGGUCAGACUGGCACUAUUCGUCGACCAGUCUCUGACAAUGGACCUGAUUCCGAUUCCGAUUCCGAUUCCGACUCUGACUCUGACUCGGAUGAUUCCGAAGACUCUGAUUCCUCCUCGAGUUCUUCUUCCUCCGGUUCAAGCUCCGGUUCUUCAUCAGCUGCAUCUGACGAGACAGUCCGCGCCGGCCCUGUAGCUCGAUCUCGUGAGGACCUGAUCUCAGAUGAGGACUUUGCGGCGAGUGUAAGCAGGGUGGAUUUCUAA
Molecule: messenger RNA, 615 nt
Organism: Coprinopsis cinerea okayama7#130
Lineage: Eukaryota; Fungi; Basidiomycota; Agaricomycetes; Agaricales; Psathyrellaceae
Exons: 2
Coding region: 1-615 (204 amino acids)
Source: RefSeq, a predicted model, not a curated record